GGACGCCCUGCCACAGGUCCACAGUGUCCCUGCCACAGGCUCUCCAUCGAGGACCAUGGCGAGGUUAAGCUGGGGAUACGACGAGCACAACGGUCCUAUUCACUGGAAUGAAUUGUUCCCUAUUGCGGAUGGUGAUCAGCAGUCUCCAAUUGAGAUUAAAACCAAAGAAGUGAAAUACGACUCCUCACUCCGACCUCUCAGUAUCAAGUAUGAUCCUGCCUCGGCUAAAAUCAUCAGCAACAGUGGCCAUUCCUUCAACGUUGACUUUGACGACACAGAGGACAAAUCAGUUCUGCGUGGAGGUCCUCUCACUGGAAGCUACAGGUUGCGGCAGUUCCAUCUGCACUGGGGGUCAGCAGACGACCAUGGCUCUGAGCAUGUGGUGGAUGGCGUGAGGUAUGCUGCAGAGCUGCAUGUUGUCCACUGGAAUUCAGACAAAUACCCCAGUUUUGUAGAGGCAGCUCAUGAGUCCGAUGGGCUGGCUGUCCUGGGAGUAUUUCUACAGAUUGGGGAACACAAUCCUCAACUGCAAAAGAUCACGGACAUUUUGGAUUCCAUUAAGGAAAAGGGUAAACAAACACGGUUCACAAAUUUUGACCCCUUAUGUUUGCUUCCGUCAUCCUGGGACUACUGGACAUACCCUGGUUCUCUGACGGUUCCACCUCUUCUUGAGAGUGUCACGUGGAUUGUUUUAAAACAACCUAUAAGUAUCAGCUCUCAACAGUUGGCCAGAUUCCGAAGCCUCUUGUGCACAGCUGAGGGCGAGAGUGCGGCUUUCCUGUUAAGCAAUCACCGUCCGCCACAGCCCCUGAAGGGCCGCAGAGUGAGAGCAUCUUUCUAUUAGCACUGACCAGUGGAUCAGCACAACCAGAACAGGAAGGGAGCAAACACAAUGGAGCUGAGACAUUCCUAUUAAUGGCUUUUUGAGAAUUUCAUGUUUGUGGAUUCCACUUGCCCAGCAGCUUUGGCACCACAGAGAAAACCAGAGGUCUGAAAUAACUUAGCUCAUCACUCCUAGAUUUGCCCUAAUGGAUGUCCAAUUGCUAAAUAUUGGAUGUAUAUUAAUGUCAUGAAGUACACUGUUUCAGCCCUUCUGACAGUAAUGUCAGCCUUCCAAACCUCAGACUGUACUAAACUUUGCUGUGGGCUUUGGCUGAACAUUCUAAAGAGCGUUUGAUAAAAACUUUAAAUUUACUCUGAAAUGGUAUUAUUCUUAAACAAGCAGUUCUUACAGUUUUAAUAUUUUUCGCAUGAAUCAAGAGUAUAUAUUUCCUUUAAUACAUUUUCUCAGAUUCUCAUUUUAUGUACUGUAAUAUAGCAUACGACACAAAACAUACAGGGAUAAGGAUAGAAUAAUGUGACUACUCCUGUGACUAAAAUAACCUACAGUUUUAGUGAAGAAUUCCUCAGGCUAAGAACAUCUAUUUAAGGCAUUAUUCCGUCUAAUACAUUCACUCGAGAAUGUUAGUGACCACCAGGGUGAUAACUGACAAUGUGUCUGGCUCAUGGCAUUAACAUGAUUCAGACCAGCAGUUUACACAAUACCACUGCAGCAGAACAGCCCUGAGCUGGUGAACAGGUUCCCACAUUUGCCCUGGGUGCUAUCCUAUAUCUGUUGUUUUUUCUAUCACCAGUGAAAACAAUGAGCCCAGUCUUGCAUAAAUGCCUACACCAUUCAGUGCAUUUUCUAGGAAGAACUUAUGAUUUUAUAAGAUGCCAUUUGGUACUAACUUCAGACUAUUCUCUCUGGAGUGUCGCACACCAUGUUCCUUUUGUGUUUUCAUUAUGAGGUGAUUCCAUCAUUAACUCAAUAACCACACUUAAGACUUGAAUAUUUGUUAUACUUUUGCUAUUUUGUGAAACUGUGUUCCUGAGUUUCUUAAGUUUAAUAAUUUGUUUCAGAUUUCUCUCAUCUUGUAAAUGUAAAGUUAAUUACUGAGAUUUUUCUUCAUAUUCUUCUCAGUAGAAUAAUUUUAUUUUGA
Molecule: messenger RNA, 1982 nt
Organism: Rattus norvegicus (Norway rat)
Lineage: Eukaryota; Metazoa; Chordata; Mammalia; Rodentia; Muridae
Gene: Ca13
Product: carbonic anhydrase 13
Molecular function (GO): zinc ion binding; carbonate dehydratase activity
Source: RefSeq, marked provisional